Molecule: messenger RNA, 3465 nt
Organism: Astrephomene gubernaculifera
Lineage: Eukaryota; Viridiplantae; Chlorophyta; Chlorophyceae; Chlamydomonadales; Astrephomenaceae
Source: the annotation of a GenBank genome assembly
AUAAAGGAUAUAUAUGUUUUGCAUCGUGCUUAGAGGACAACGCAGUUACCGGCACGUGCCAAGUUUGGAAUUUAUUGCAGUCCGACUUUUCCCCACGCUGCCGCUUUCUGAACCCUUUUGAGUUUAUUAUUAUUUCUAAACCAGGAAAUUACGCAUAGUUGCUCUUCCUUAUAGCUCUCAAACUUCAGACCCCUUGAGGUGGACAGCAGCCUCGCAAGCCCUACUAAGUCCCCUGUGUCUCACCAUGAGACACAGGCUGUUUAUAGUUACCUUUAUAGGGGCACUGGCAUGUUGCGCUUUUGCUCAAAGCACGGUCACCGCAGCAGCUAAAAACGCAACCGGCAAGACAGUUCAGGAGAUUGAAUUUGCACCUGCUGUGGAAGUUCUCAAUAAUGAUGAUAUAGACCUUACAGGCAACUGCCUAAAUGAAAUUAAGAAGAACUGCGAUGGUAUUGAAGCUGGCGAGGGCCGGAUUGCGGACUGCGUCAGCGACCUCAUAUCUGAGGCCGAAUUGGCGGAGAGCGACUCUGAGUCCGACCCCGUGGAGGUGACGGAUGCCUGUCGCGAGGAGGUAUACCAGUACAAGAUCUCCCGCAACUCUAACAUCAACAAGAACGUCCCUUUGGCCAAGGCGUGCAAAAUUGACGCCGAGAAGCACUGCAACAUCACGUGGUUCUUCGGUUACAAGUCCGGACAGAUCAUCUCCUGCCUCAGGGAGAUCAAGGAGCUGCUGGCGCCCGCAUGCGCCAAGCAGAUCUUCAAGCUGCAGAUGGACGCGGCGGUGGACUUCCGCGCCGACCCACAGCUCUACGAGAACUGCAAGAGCGAUGCGCAGACGCUGUGCGACGGGGUGAAGUUUGGCGGCGGACGCGUGCAAGCGUGUCUUCGCGACAAGCGCAUGCAGCUGUCUUGGGGCUGCGAGGAGCAGCUGUUCCGGCAGGAGCUGGAGGACGCGGACGACAUCCGGCUGAGCGUGCGGCUGUACACCAAGUGCAUUAGGGAGAAGAGGAAGUUCUGCGCGGAGGUUCAGCCGGGCAGCGCCCGCGUGAAGGACUGCCUGGAGGCGCACCGCGACGACGACGGCUUCGGCAAGGAGUGUCGCGAGGAGGUGGACAAGAUGAUUGAGCAGCGUGUGCGGGACUUCCGACUGGACUCGCGGCUGAAGCGCACGUGCGGGUCGGACAUCUAUAACAUGUGCGCCUACCUGGGUGACGUGGACACGCUGGACACGGAUGACGUGGCAGUCGUACACUGCCUGCAGGACUAUGUGAACGAGAUCUCGGAGCCCGGGUGCCGCGCCAUGGUCCUCAAGUACAAGGAGCUGGCCUCCCAGGACAUCCGCUUCGAUCUGCCCCUGGCGGACGCGUGCUACGAGGACCGCCAACGCAUUUGUGCAGAUGUGCCGCCCGGUUCCGCGCGCGUGAUUCGCUGCCUGGAGAGCGGACGCGACAGGCUGUCGCCGGAGUGCCGCGCGACCCUGUUUGACGAGGAGGUCCGCUUCUCGGAGAACAUUGACUUUCAGUUCCCUAUGAAGAUGGCUUGCGCCAAGGAGCUCCAGCUGUACUGCAAGGAUGUGCCCCACGGGGAGGCCCGCGCCAUCCGUUGCCUUCAGGACAACAAGGAUGAGUCUGACUUCGGCAAGGAGUGCCGGAAGCAGGUCGAGCAGUACGAGCAGGAGGCCGCCUCCGACUACCGCCUCAAUCACCGCCUCAACAAGGCGUGUGCGGACGACAUCUCGCUGCUCUGCUCGUCCGUCUGCUCGGCGGAGGGGGGCUCGCCGUGUGGCGGUACGGUGCUGCGGUGCCUGACGGAGCGGCAGGAGGACAUCAAGAACAGCGCCUGCAAGCAGGAGGUGCUGUACUUUGAGAAGAUGGAGGUCUCCAACUACCACAACGACGUCAUCCUGGCAGCUGCUUGCCGGGAUGACGUGCAGAAGUUCUGCGCCGAAGUAGAGUCUGGCGAGGGUCGCAUGCACGAGUGCCUGCGCGCGCACCGCACCGAGCUCAGUGACUCCUGCCGGCGCGAGGAGCUGCUGCUGGAGGAGCAGGAGGCUGAGAACGUCGAGCUGCGCCCCGGCCUGCUGCGCACCUGCCGCAACGAGCGUCGCGCCUUCUGCAGCGCGGUGUCCCCCGGACAGGCGCGCGUGUUCCGCUGCCUGGCCGAGAAGAUGUCGGACCCCGACUUUGGGGAGCCGUGCCGCCAGGAGAUUAUCAAGAAGCUGCAGCGGCGGCAGGCCAACUGGAAGCUGGACCCCACGCUGCGCAAGGCCUGCAAGUCCUCCGUAUCUUCCCUGUGCGCCUCGGAGGACCAGGCCAACAGCGAGCAGGGCCUGGUGUACAAGUGCCUGGCCACGCACUACAUGGACCUGGACGAGGGCUGCCAGAAGGAGCUGGGCCGCGCGGUGCACAUGGCGUUCUUCGUGUGGAGCGAGGGCGCCAUCCUGACGUCCGACUGUGACGACGACGUGGAGACGCUCUGCCUGGCCUCGCGACCCAACAUGGCGGCCACGCCGGGCGCGGUGGGGCAGUGCUUGGCGGCAAAGUUGGAGGAGGGCACCAAGUCCCAGAAGCCGCUGCUGUCCGACAAGUGCAGCGCGCUGGUGGAUGUGGCCGAGCCGCCCAACAUGAAGCAGGCCUUCGAGGCGACGCUCACGGUGGCGUUGCUGCAGUCGCAGCUGUCGGCGGUUGAGGCCAAGACGGGGCUCACUAUGUUGCAACGUGACACACAGGGCAAUGCGCAGGCGCUCACGCUGACGGGCUGGACGGCGCUGCUUGGCAUUGCGUCCAUGGUGUUGCUCAUCCUGUGGGGUGUCAACUAUGGGUAUCGCAGGUACAAGGGGAUUCCUGAGCAGGCCGGGUAUACGCUGGUGGUGAAGGGCAAGGGGCAGCGCUGAGGUGCGGGGCGUGCAUGGGAGGUGCAGUGAUGCAGUGAUUGACUGACGCUGAACUGGAGUGCGUUCGGCUUUUGACGCUGUGUCACGUCGGAAGUGUGGAAGAGGGAGCAAGACUGAAUGGACGCGUCUAACAGUAACAGCUUGUCGCAGGAACACUGAGCGUAUAUGCCAUGUUUAUGAUGGAUGCAUGUUUACUACGAAAGGUCCUCAAAGAUGGUCUUGACGUAUGGGCGGCAAGUGACGUUGGGAAUUGGAGCCGGCCGAUAGUUUAAGAAGUGCGGGCUUAGUCUAUAGGUUUGGUCCGAAAUUGGUGCAUCUGCACCUUUGCAUACUUGCUUAGGGGUGUCGUACGCAGCCUAGUAAGGACUUAUCAGCAGCACCCUUACGCAGGACACUACCUCCCGUCGUGAUUACACAUGUGGUUCCUUAGCUGCUAGAGGCGUGCGGAAAUCGUGGUCGCUUAACUGGUGAUAACAGAUCCCGCAUCUCACAACGAUUGCUCCCAAUGCCGGCGCACUGCUGGAAAUCCUCCGGAACGGUUAUCUGGGAAUAUGUAAGCCAAACUACUUCUC